Molecule: messenger RNA, 648 nt
Organism: Vollenhovia emeryi
Lineage: Eukaryota; Metazoa; Arthropoda; Insecta; Hymenoptera; Formicidae
Exons: 1
Coding region: 1-648 (215 amino acids)
Source: RefSeq, a predicted model, not a curated record
AUGAAGGAAGUAAGAGUAUUGAAACAAAGUCGUGCCCGAUGCAUAGGUAAUGUAACAAGGAUAUUGACUUACCUGGAUUCAGAUGAGCCAAAAAAUGUAAACGACGCACAAGUACGAUUAGCAAGACUCUCAGAAUUGUGGAACAGAUUUGAGGAAAUACAGAACGAGCUUGUCGAAGCAAGGCCGGAGGCAAGCAAAGCAGAACUUGAAGCGAUACAGGCAGAGAACGAAGCCGAAGGGCAACUCUUUGAGGUCGGCUACUACAAGGCAGCAGCGAGGCUUCAGCAGAUCAUUACAGAGGCCACACGUGCAGAUCGAGCAGCGCAGACACCUCAACCUGUUGCAGAAAGGAAUCAGCAGCAGCGGAGAAGCAAACCAAAGCUCCCAGAAAUAAAAUUACCAGAGUUCAGCGGAGAUUUCACGAAGUGGAUUUUCUUCAAGAAUAGUUUUGAAACUACCAUACACAGCGAUCCGGAUUUAACACCAAUGCAAAAACAUCAAUAUUUGGUAGGCCAGCUUCAAGGAGAAGCACGUCAGGUCAUUCAGGGAUUCACUAUAUCCGACGAAAACUACGAAAAUGCUUGGGAGCUUCUAACGGACACCUACGAUAACACCAUGCUCAUAAUUGAAACACAUCUUGAAGCGUGA